AUGUUUGAGGUUAUUUUACAUCCAAAUUUACCAUAUUUAAUUGGUAUUGAACAAUCAGUUAUUUCAGAAAAGUUUCAUAUACCUAUAACGUAUACACGUAAACCAAAAAAUCAAGUUGGAGCAAUUGAUUGGUGGAAACAAUCAGCUAAAGAUAUUAUAUGUUGUUGGUAUGCAUUACAAGGAAGUUCUAUAAAUUUAUAUACUGAAUUGGAUUUAUCUAAUAUAAAAGUAGAUGAUGAAAAAAAGCAUGUAGAUGAUUCGUUGAUUGCCCACUUUCGUCUAACUGAAUGUCCUUUGUUGGUGCCAGACGGGGAUUUCUUGUCCAAAAAUAAUAAUGAUAAUAAUGAUUGUAAUUAUGACGACGAUGAUGAUAGGGAAAACAUUAAUGUAUGCUAUGCAAACUAUGAUCCUAAGACAAUGAAUUAUCUUAAUGAAGCUUCAAUUCUUCUCAACCAGCCUUAUUCAUCUUCCUUACCACCUGGAAGUGUUGUCUACUUACGUUCACAGAUUGAUUCAAAGCAUCCGCUUAUACCAUAUGCUUUUAUAGCUUGUAAACCGAAUAAUAUUGGCAAACAACAAAUACAAGAAGAAGAAGACGACGAGUAUUCCAAAGUAUCAUGGAUAGCUGUUAAAAGUUUUUUAGUUAAAUGGCCAAGUUCAUCUAGCGGUCGACAUUUAACAGCUAUUGAUGUAUAUAAUGGAUAUUUUAUUAAUUAUACAGAAAUGAUGUCAAAAUUACCAUUUAUUGUUGUCAAGGAAAAACAUUUAGGUGUACGUUAUUUUGGACAAUUUCAGUGCCUAUCAUCCUCUUCAUUGACUUUUUCAAUUGCAUCAUUCAUCAAUAAUUGUACAGAGUGUAGUAAUACUAGUAGCCAGAGCAGUAAGAACACUGUAUUGAAUCCCUGGACAAAAUUAACCCCGUCUAUACUACCGAAUAAUUUACAAUUAUCUAGUAAUAUAUCAAAUAUUGUACACAACGUAAGUAAUAAAUAG
Messenger RNA from Trichobilharzia regenti, 993 nucleotides. Lineage: Eukaryota; Metazoa; Platyhelminthes; Trematoda; Strigeidida; Schistosomatidae. The record is from the annotation of a GenBank genome assembly.